Molecule: messenger RNA, 2025 nt
Organism: Kickxella alabastrina
Lineage: Eukaryota; Fungi; Kickxellomycota; Kickxellomycetes; Kickxellales; Kickxellaceae
Product: RPAP1-like protein
Exons: 9
Coding region: 115-1962 (615 amino acids)
Biological process (GO): transcription by RNA polymerase II
Cellular component (GO): nucleus
Source: RefSeq, a predicted model, not a curated record
UGUCUAUUGUCCUCCAUCAGCGAGCGAAGCGAGCGGGUGAUGAUGACUUGUUGCUUUUCAGUUUUCAAUUCGACAAAAUCGCUCGAAUCCACGUGAUAACACCCGUUUUUUCGAAUGCAUGGGGUUGGGGUAUUUGUCAUUGUGUAUUUUUGCAGGAAACAGCACAUUUUGACCUAUUACGCUAUCAUUAAAAUUUUAAACACUACCAUGGAAGACACUUAUAACACACACAGGGUGAAAGACAACUGUCGCUUUGACUUCGGAUCGGGCGACGAUGACCUGGAGGCAAUGGAGCGCGAGUUUCUCAGCAGUAAAACCAAGCCGGCAGCAAAGGUCAUUCGUCGCAGCCAGGCACCAGAGAUUGUCGAAACAGUGCACAGAAAAGCACCGGUUUCUGACAUUGUCGCACCGCCAAGCCUGCCGAGCCUGUUAUUAAGCCCACCCAGGAUGCAGAAACAAUGGUUUGGAACCGACAGGCGACAUGUUGGCUUUGCGCAGCGUAUGAACGACGCCAUCAAAGAGUUUGAGGUCAAGGAGCGCCUGGCCGAACAUGACAGUGUUUCCAAGGCGCGCACAAAUGAGGGGCACCCGCGCGAAGAACCAAAAAAGCUUUCGCUGUUUGCACAGCGCAGGCUGGCCAAGCAAUCCCAGAACGGAGGGACGGUGGCUAUGGACAGAACUGUGUACACCACACCAGGGGCCAGUGCAAAUAACCACAGUCUCGCGGCAACAUUUAUGCCCAAGCUAAUGGCGCCUGUGCCCGAGCAUUCUGUAGUUGAUCCGCUAAAGCUGCGCGAAGCAGCAGACAAGCAGGGUAGUGCUUAUUGGGCCGGGAUGCGCGAUCAAGUCUCACAGGAAAAUGAGGAUCGACUUAGGAACAUGUCUGCCGAGGAAAUUCUCGAGGCGCAGAAUAAUGUGAAGCAUGGCAGUGGCAGUACUGAAAGUGAAAGCGAAAUCAUUGCCGAACCUGAAGAAAAUAAUAAUGCCAAAUUGCCCAAGCAGGUUCGGUUUGCCGAGCCAGGCUCAAGUAUGGAUGGUCCGGUGACUGGUGACCCGAAAUCCACUCUGCCGCCGCCUCCGCCGCCAGCAGAGUGGGUUGACGAGCCGGCACUGAAAUACCCAGAUCGCGGCGUAGGUACUAUUGACGUCGACAACAACGAGACUGGUGCUGACAGCGAGUUUUACACCGACAUGAAACGCAAGUAUUUUCCCUCAGAGAUGGUCGAGGAGGCCAAACUCGCGUGGAUUCUGGGUCACAACCAGGCAAGAUCGCCCAUGGAGCAUGCUGAGAACCUCUUGGCAAGGCCCAUAUCUCACGUUCGCUUUGCAUUCGACGGCCAGAUUAUGACAGAGGAGCAGUCAGAGAUUCCAACCCAAGCUGGCCUACACCACCACGGAGAGGACCCCGACAAGCCAGGCUACACGAUUCCAGAGCUCCUGCAUUUGUCUCGAAGCACUAGGUCUGUAUCCAUAUCGUCCCUUGGGUGCAUUUUGCACAAGAUCAAUGUUGGAGCUUGGGAGGUUGCUCAGUCAGUAGAGGUGUAUUUGGGCCUGGUUGACUGGCAAGCUGAGCUUUAUUUUGCGCAUGGCAUUGCCGAUUCCAACAAGACUUGCCGCGCCGAGGCAACUGUGGCGCUGUGGACGUGGGUUGUUGAGAUGUCAAAGUACAAAAGUCUCGUGAGGCUGGCAACGGGCGGGGAUGUGGAGGCUCAGGGUGCAGCGAUCCCCGGGUCAGAGAUCAAUAUGCUCCCGCAGCCAGGCGUGCUGGUGAACCGCACAUUCAAGGCAUUCAGUGCCAUUCUUACGCCGCGUUUAUGGACAAUUUCGCUGAUGCCAGACCAACAGCUGACGCUGCUCGCGGAAUGCAUAAAGUGCCUAAUGGACAUGUCCGACGAUUUUGCGAGCGCAUCCGCGGGCAUGGCAAACUGUCGAUUCUUUUGCAGAACAAAUACCCUUACUUGAUGAAUAAGUGAGACUUGUCCUUUUCUACUUUUUUGUAUACAAUAUAUUAGGUGGUGUAUUGAG